GACAGAGUGGCGACCUCGGUGGUCGAUUGAGCAGGUCUGAGAAUUGUUCCCAAAGGGCUGUGCGUCAUUGACUCGUCGGCGCUGUCAUGGCGGGUGUACUGAAGAAGACCACUGGCCUUGUGGGAUUGGCUGUGUGCAGUACUCCACACGAGAGGCUAAGUGUAUUGUACACAAAGAUUCUUGAUGUUCUUGCGGAAAUCCCUAAAAAUGCAGCAUAUAGAAAGUAUACAGAACAGAUUACAAAUGAGAGGCUGGCUAUGGUUAAAGCGGAACCAGAUGUUAAAAAAUUAGAAGACCAACUUCAAGGUGGUCAAUUAGAAGAGGUGAUUCUUCAGGCUGAACAUGAACUAAUUCUGGCAAGAAAAAUGAGGGACUGGAAACCAUGGGAGCCAUUAGUGGAAGAGCCUCCUGCCGAUCAGUGGAAAUGGCCAAUAUAAUUAUUAAGUGACUUUGAUGUGUUGAUGGGAAACUGAUGUAAUUAAAUAUACUGUUAUAUUAAGAGUGUUUUCAUCUUACUGACAUUUUAUAAUCAAGAAAAGUGAUAUAGAAAAUAUCUAGGAGACUGUUAAAAUUGGUGAUUAUGGUAAUACGGUCAUGUGAAUCCAUUUUUGAUUUAUAAAGUAUUCACACAAAUUAUUUCAAAGAUGAUAUUUCUAUGAACAGAGAGGUCAUGGGAAGAUUUGAAAAUUAUUAAAGAAAAAUUCCUACAGAUCUUCAAUGCAGAGACUAUAAUUAAAAAGUAAAGUUUCUUCAGUAGUCUGUUCAAUACGUCAUUUAAUUUUUUUAAGUUAUCCUGAAGAAGAAAAGGUCCUUAAUAUAGUCUAAACAAAUUUAUAGAUCAUUGUUUGAAGUAAAUAAUACGAGUGAGUAUUUUCAAAUGUGAUAAAAUGGCACAAGUGACUGGUGAUAAAAUUUGAAAUUAUGGUUAACCUCCUUAGCUGUGAUCUUAUGUAUGUAAAAUAAAACUUAAAUAUAUAAUUAUAAUGUUGGAUUACAAAAUCCAUAAUGUCAUUUUAUUUUAGUCAUUAUUUUUUGAAUUAUAUCAUUUACUCUGUUUUCUUAUAGUCUUUAUUAUAUUUUGUUGUUACUAUGUUAUAUUUGAAAACCAUCAAAUUCAAAUACAUUGUACAGUUGAAGAAAUUGACUUAGUACUUAAAAGAAAGAUUUCCCAUUUCAUAGAGGUUAUUGGAGAAACUUUUCCUUUUGUUGCAUUUGUGGAAGUUAGUUUUCUGGCCCAUGGCCUUUAAUUUUCUUAAUCAACCUAAUUACAUCAGGAUAGAGGUAGAGUUUCUGUAAAAGAAGAGACAUUAAGAGUUCCUGAAAUUUGUAUCUGGCAUACGGAUAGGCUUAUAUUCAAAACAUCUUAGUCAUGUGACUAAAUUCAAAGUGGAAUCACUAAAUAGUUUGCAGUACGUUUCUAACAUAACUGUAGGUGGGUAUCAAAACAAGACAAAUGCUGUUCAGGGAAAGAAGUUGGCAAGCUUAAGGUUAAAAAUAAAAUUACAUGUGUUUUCGCCUUUU
This is a messenger RNA of Cercocebus atys (sooty mangabey), 1521 nucleotides long. RefSeq names its product NADH dehydrogenase (ubiquinone) 1 alpha subcomplex, 5 (gene NDUFA5). The coding region runs from base 87 to 437 and encodes 116 amino acids. Lineage: Eukaryota; Metazoa; Chordata; Mammalia; Primates; Cercopithecidae. Gene Ontology annotation, biological process: respiratory electron transport chain. The record is from RefSeq and is a predicted model, not a curated record. The transcript is spliced from 5 exons.